Klebsormidium nitens is the source of this 1812-nucleotide messenger RNA. The record is from the annotation of a GenBank genome assembly. Lineage: Eukaryota; Viridiplantae; Streptophyta; Klebsormidiophyceae; Klebsormidiales; Klebsormidiaceae.
CGUAAUUUAAGUGCUCCUCAGCAUGACGAAGCACUGAACAGAAGAGUCCUGCUCACUGAAAUCUGCAAGGAUUGCAAAGAAUGGCAGCACCAGCGGUCAGCAGCUGCGCAUCAGCAUCGGCUGCCAGGGGGUUUGCCAGCAUUGGCCCAGCUUUUGGUAGGUGUCAAAGAUUCCAGGCCACAGCAUUGCAAACUCGCCGCCCGCACCGUCUGUUUCAUGCAUGUAGCUCUGCAAAGCCGCGCUACACUUCCAGCGAGCCACCACACUCUCUGCAGCCUCAGGAGAACCAUCUGGAAAGUCGGAUCCAGGCAGUGGUCAAUCCAAGCAGAAGAAAGCUUCUCGUGGGGACUGGCUUGGCAGUAGCCAUGGCAUCUUCAGAAGGUCCAAGUGCCUCAGCAGCGGAAGGUGCUGAUGCAAGCACCCUGCCAAAGGUUCCAAUUGGGAAGGAGAUUGCACCAGGUUUGGCACCGUCUGCUGUCAUCAAGGGCUGCUGGCAGCUGGCAGGUGGUCACAGGGGCGACCGCAGCACCGAUCGGACCACCGGCAAAGCAGCGGUCGAAGAUUUCCAGCCAUUUGUCAAUGCUGGGAUCACAACGUUUGACACCGCCGAUAUCUACGGCCCCUCCGAGUCCCUCAUAGGGGACUACUUGCGUAAAACGAAAGACCGUCCCCCUGUGCAGGUUUUCACCAAGUGCUGCUUCUUUGGAAGCUCUCAGCAGAACGUGAGCCUCCAGGCCGUGGAGCAAAAGAUCGAUCUCUCUCGCCAGCACCUGGGGGUGGACUCCCUCGAUCUAGUUCAGAUGUACUGGCAAGACUAUUCGGUGCGCAACUAUGUGAAAGCAGCGCAGGCGCUCCAAGCGCUUCAGGAAAAGGGCAAGAUUCGGGCAGUGGCAGUCACCAACCUCGCCACAAAGCAGCUUGAGGAAAUGGUCUCGGCGGGCGUCAAAAUCGCGGCCAACCAGGUGCAAUACUCGCUCUUGGACCGACGGCCCGAGAACGGCCUGGUCGACUUCUGUCAGAAGCACGACAUCAGCCUGCUGCCUUUCGGAACUGUCGGGGGGGGCUUUUUGACCGACAAAUACUUGGGAGUGUCCGCCGAUCAGGCAUCCAAGACCAUCAACACGUACAGCCUCCAGAAAUAUGCCAACACGCUGGGAAGGGUGGGCUCCUGGGAUUGGCUGCAAGAGCUGCUGACGUGUCUUCGCUCCAUCGCUGACAAGCACUCGACUGACGUUGCAAACGUCUCGUCCAAGUGGGUCCUCCAACGGCCCACAGUCGCGGCAAUAAUCAUUGGGGCCCGGAACGCCAACCACGUGGAGGAUCAUCGACGGCUGUUUACAUUUGAGUUGGACGGCGAAGAUCUCGCUACGAUAGAUGUGGUGUUGGCCAAGGGGCGUAAGCCGCAAGGAGACGUCUCCGUCAGUUGAGAUCUUAGAGAUGCUUCCUAGAGAUCACGAUGCAGGAGGAAUUAGACAGUGCUGCAUGCCCGCUGGAUUCGUUGGCUAUUAGAAUACGCGAGACAUGUUCGGGCCUCCGAAAGAAGAGUAUACUGCAAGCGAAGCAAUUCUGCAAGCCAGUCCUACCUCAGGUCCAGAGAUCAAUCUAGGUGAACAUCAUUUGCAACGGUCAAUUUAGUAUUUUCGACCAGUCAUGCUGGUCGGACUGAUUUCUAUAUGACCCUAAUGCCUCGGGCAUCACUAGUUGGGCUGAUGUAGCAAUUCACUUAGGUCCUUAUGCAUGUCGUGGAGCUUGAGCUACUGCAAGGAAGUUGCUGCACAGAAUGUAGGCUGAGGCGGCGAAGCGUCAGGCCUA